AUGCUGCCAAAAGAGGUGUAUCAGAGCCUCAUUAUCAAGUCUUCGGGCAGCGCGACCCGCCUCAUUCGUCUGCUAAUGAAGAGUUUCUUCAGUCAGGAGGAGCUUGCUGCAUCCUCGCUCUCUGGCGAAGGCAUCUACAAGCAACGAUUGCAACCCGAGAUCACUGAGGCCAUCAAAGGCAAGCAAGGGGAGGAGGCAAAGGCUGGAUAA
Hydatigera taeniaeformis is the source of this 210-nucleotide messenger RNA. The record is from the annotation of a GenBank genome assembly. NCBI's taxonomy places the organism in Eukaryota, Metazoa, Platyhelminthes, Cestoda, Cyclophyllidea, Taeniidae.